AUGACGAUCGGCUCCGCCCUCCGCCGCCGCGCGGGCGGCCUCCUCGGACGAAGCGUCGCGCGCGCGCGCGCGACGGUCGCGUCGAUCGACGCCGGCGCCGGCGCCGGCGACGCGACGACGACGACGACGUCGCUUUCCCGCGCGAAAUCGUCGCCCGCCCCGCGAUCGGCGCAUCAUCUUCUUCAUCAUCGUCGCGUCGACCGCGUCGCGCUCCUCGCGUCCCCAACGCGCCAAAACCACCGCGGCCGCGGCGCGACGAUCGUCGCGACGCGCGGCGCGUUCGGCGGGAGCGCGUCCGCGUCCGGCGGGAAGACGUCCAAGGCGGCGAAGCAGCGCUACCUCUGCCAGGACUGCGGCGAGGAUUACAACCAAUUUCACGGGCGGUGCCCGAACUGCAAGGCGUGGGAGUCGUUCAAGACGUUCACGAUCGCGCCGUCGGGCGGCGGCGGGAAAGCCCCGGGAGGCGGCGCGGGCGCGAGAGCGCUCGCGUCCGCGACGGAGACCGCGAGCAGUCCGGUGACGACAUCGAACGUGCUUCCGGCGUCGUCGCGAAGAAGGAACGCCGCCGCCGCCGACGACGCAUUCGCCGCGUCGGCGUCGCGAAGCGGGUGGGUCGAAGCGUCCGCGGCGCCGCGUCGCCUCGCCGCGGUCCUCGCCCCGGACGCGACCGGGAAAAACGUCCGAGGCGCGCGUCUGCGCGUCCCCACGGAGCUGGGCGCGGAGGUGGAGCGCGUCCUCGGCGGCGGGAUCGUCCCGGGCGCGCUGAUGCUCGUGGGCGGCGACCCGGGCGUCGGGAAGUCGACGCUCGUUUUGCAGAUCGCGGGGCUCCUCGGCGAGCGCGCGCUGAAGAACGCGAACGCCGCGAAGGAAGACGCGGAAGACGCGGAAGAUGCGGAAGAUGGAACGUCAACCGUCAUCGCUUCUGCUUCGCCGCCGCCGCCGAGCGUGAUGUACGUCUCCGGGGAGGAAUCGGUGGAGCAGCUCGCGGGCCGAGCGGAACGGCUCGGCGUCCACCCCGACGGUCUCGUCGUGUACUCCGCGACGAGGCUCGAGGCGAUACUCGAGGCGGUCGUCCGCGAGCGCCCGGCCGCGCUGGUCGUGGACAGCAUUCAGACGGUGUUUUUGGAGGACGCGACGGGGUCGCCGGGAAGCGUGUCGCAGGUGCGCGAGUGCGCCACCGCGCUGUUGCACGCGGCCAAGUCGGCGGGGAUGCCGACGUUUAUCAUCGGCCACGUGACCAAAUCCGGCGACAUCGCCGGGCCCAGGGUCCUGGAACACAUCGUCGACGUCGUGCUGUACCUCGAAGGCGACGCCGACCGCGCGGUGCGCGUGCUCAGGGGGCACAAGAACCGGUACGGCAGCACGGACGAGGUGGGCGUCUUCGAGAUGAUCGACGCGGGGCUCAGACCGGUCCCGAGCCCGUCGGCACUGUUCAUGGGCGAACGCGUCCUCACCCCGGACGUGAGCGCGGCGCCAACGGUGACCGUGCAAGGCUCGCGACCGUUCAUGCUCGAGGUCCAGGCGCUCUGCGCGGAGCGGGCGGGUGCGGACGACGCGGAGAACGGCGGCGGCGGCAUGAUGGCCCCGGCGGUGCGCACGGCGGUGGGCAUCAAGCCGGAGCGGAUGCAGGCGCGUUCGCUGCUCCUUGCCGUGCUCGCGAAAUUCGUGCUCGGCUCGAGAGUGCAUCGCCACGACGUGUUCGUGAACGUCGUGGGAGGGUUAAAGGCGCGUUCUAUCUCACACUGGUCCCCAUACGACCGCGUCGGCGCGCUCGAGGACCCGUCCGCGGACGUCGCCGUCGCGCUCGCCAUCGCGUCGAGCUUCGUCGAGCGCGCGCUCCCCGCGGACAUGGCGUUCUUCGGCGAGGUCGGGUUGGGGGGAGAGCUGCGCCCAGUGGCGCAGGCGGAGAGGCGGUUACAAGAAGCCGCGACGAUGGGCUUCACGCGCGUGUUGAUGCCCGCGGCGGGGAGCACCAAGGACGCGGGGAAGCGCCAAGGGGUGGAGGUCGUCUUGUGUAACACCCUCGCGGAGGCGCUGACCGCGUCGUUGGGGGUGGAGCCGAGGAAGAGCCGCGGCGGUGGCGGGUUCGGCGGCGGGAAUGGCGGCGGGCGAGGCGGCAGAGGCAGAGGCGGACGAGGCGGCAGAGGCGGAGGAAGCUUCUGAGAUGAUUGAUUCCGCGGGAGCGUCGGCGAUCGAGUGUUAAAGAAAGCACACACGAAGCGCGUUC
Messenger RNA from Micromonas pusilla CCMP1545, 2227 nucleotides. Its product is annotated as DNA repair protein-related. Bases 1 to 2163 code for a protein of 720 amino acids. Lineage: Eukaryota; Viridiplantae; Chlorophyta; Mamiellophyceae; Mamiellales; Mamiellaceae. The record is from RefSeq and is a predicted model, not a curated record. Gene Ontology annotation, biological process: recombinational repair; proteolysis. Gene Ontology annotation, molecular function: ATP-dependent peptidase activity; serine-type endopeptidase activity; DNA binding. The transcript has 3 exons.